CUUUGGUCCCUCUUGGUAAUAGCAUGGGGCGGAAUGCAUUUCUUAUUGCUAUGCAAUGCAUCACCAGCCAUGUGUAAGCCGACGUGUAAUGAUGUUGAAUAUUCCCGAACAAUCUGGAUUGAACUUGAUUCCCAGAUCUUGAAUGCACACCUCUGCUUGACGGGUUUUGGGAUGGCGAUUCCGCGACCUACCUAUACUACUUACUUCAAUUUAGGAUCGGAAGGAAUGAGAUCGGUGUUCUAAGGCUUGGAGGCAUCAACUGUGGAUGGUUCAGACUAAUAGGAUCUCAAACCCUCCCAGAGCGGGUCCCGCGGAUAUCAAAGCUGAACUUGCUAGCAUCCCGGAGGAUAGAACACCGUUCAUUUCCUAUUACCAAGAUGGCAGACGUCACUGACAGGUAUUCGCCUCCCACCGCCAUGUGGAAACUCGAUUUCGCCAUUUUGAUGAUACGGUAUCGAAUAUCUUUCGGGAUUCAUGUGGGGUUAAAUCGACAUAAGCGUCCGCCGUGGAGUACGGGUCUAUUCGUGGCCCUCGCAUGUAUUGUGGUUGCUUGUGCUGGUAUCGUGAGUUUUGUGGAAGGACAAAGGGACAAAGGCUAUUGAGGGUGUCCAAUCCAGUAAGAGCUUUGGAUUACCACGUUGUAUCGUUACUGAACACACUAUUGAUCACUGAAUUAGGUACAGUAGUUUCAAUAAUACAUAGGUC
This is a messenger RNA of Amorphotheca resinae ATCC 22711, 705 nucleotides long. RefSeq lists its product as hypothetical. Lineage: Eukaryota; Fungi; Ascomycota; Leotiomycetes; Helotiales; Amorphothecaceae. The coding region runs from base 378 to 602 and encodes 74 amino acids. The transcript has a single exon. The record is from RefSeq and is a predicted model, not a curated record.